Messenger RNA from Amphibalanus amphitrite, 1511 nucleotides. It is a transcript of the gene Surf6, whose product is annotated as surfeit locus protein 6 homolog. The record is from RefSeq and is a predicted model, not a curated record. The transcript is spliced from 5 exons. Gene Ontology annotation, molecular function: RNA binding; DNA binding. Gene Ontology annotation, cellular component: nucleolus. The coding region runs from base 360 to 1229 and encodes 289 amino acids. Lineage: Eukaryota; Metazoa; Arthropoda; Thecostraca; Balanomorpha; Balanidae. Gene Ontology annotation, biological process: ribosomal large subunit biogenesis; ribosomal small subunit biogenesis.
AAAGUAAAAGUCUAAUAUCUUGAAAACCGGUGAAUAUUUUUCGAUGAAAUUUGGUAGAUAUUCGUUUUCACUCUUUCUGAACCGAGCGACAUCACUUUCAUGCCAGUUCAUUAACUUUUUUGAAGGUGGGAGGGUCCCUUUAAGUCACAUUUUCUUGUGUAUGCGAUUUUGUUAAUGAGCUUACAUGUACAGUCCUCAGCAGACUGCGUGGUUCUCAAUAUAUGUCAAGAAGAAGCGUGCUAAGCCAAGAAAUAAGAACAUAGGUACAUACCUAGUUUCGGUUUGACUUUCAAGUGAAGUCAAAGCAGGCAGUGCACCACAUCUGUACUUCAAGCUUGACCUGCAUUGUGUCAGUGGUCAUGAAGAAAAAAGCAAAGGCCACUGAGGAAAGCAUUAGCAGGAGUGAAGAGAUGGAGUUGGUGCAAGAUGAUCACGAUUUCAUAUGUCGCGUGCUCUCCUACUUGCCUGCUGAACUGAAGCAGGGCUAUGGCGGCGACGACUCUGAGGAGUCUGAAGCUGAAAACGAUCUGCCGAACACUCGAGAGGAGCGACAGGCGGUGUUACGAGAGAAGCUGCACGCCAAGCUACAAACAUUGCGCGCGAGAAGUGGAAGUUUGAGGGCCCAGAAAAAUAUCCGCAAGCGGUUAAACAAGAUGGAGAAAAAGAAGCAAAAACAGAAACAGCAGGGCAAAGGUGGAGCGAUAAACUCCAAAAUCAACGCCGUGAAGACAGCCAAGAAACAAAAAAUGAUUGAACGUCGGUCACAAGGUGUACUUCCUGCCGAAAGCGUAAAAUCGAAGCCAGUUUUCACCGCCGAAGGCAAACUUGUCUUUAGUAAAUUCGAUUUCGCUUCAGCUGAAUCGCCAGAGAAGCCCAAGGCUAAAAAGGCAAGUCUGAAGGCAGAGUUGCACAAAGCCCGUGAGAAACAGCAGAAGAAACAGAAGGGCUCGGGAGAAGCGGAAAAAGAAGCUUGGGAAACGGCGAUGAAAAAAGCCACAGGAGAGAAAAUUCGGGACGAUCCGAAGCUCAUUAAGAAGACCAUGCGUAGACAACAGCAGAAGAAGAAACAGAGCAAGAAGAAAUGGGAUGAAAGGGUUCAGAAUGAGAAAAAGAAGAAGGAAGAGCGGCAAAACAAGAGGCUGGGUAACAUCCAGGAAAGGAGAGAUCAGAAGAAAAAGAAGAUAGUAAACAAACUUAAGAAGAAGGGAAGGAUUCUUCCUGGUUUCUAAUGGGAACGUGAACUGUGAUUUGCGCGCGCGGUGACUGUCUCGUAUUUUGUAUUAUUCCUUUUUGUGAAACUUCGUCUCAACAUGUGAAUGUUGUACAGGAGCGCGAUCCAUCGUACAUGAGCGAUUCGACGUAGCUGAAAAGGAUUCACCUCACUCAAGUGCGCUCCUCACAUUGCAUUGAUUCAUCUGAAUGCACUGGCGACUGCAGGUGUGAGUGGUUGUUUAUUUGCUUCCUUUUCAGGAGGUGCGUGUUCAAAGGGAAUAAAGCAGGGGACAUGCGAC